ACGUCACGCCGCGUCGUGUCGCGGUGCCUGUGGUAGCGACGCCGCCGGUUUGUCGGUGGGUGAAGAGGGAAGAUGGAUGCAGCAACCCUUACCUACGAUACUCUCAGGUUUGCUGAAUUUGAAGAUUUCCCUGAGACUACAGAGCCUGUCUGGAUAUUGGGUAGAAAAUACACCAUCUUCACAGAAAAAGAAGAGAUCCUUUCUGAUGUGACUUCUCGGCUUUGGUUCACCUAUAGGAAAAAUUUUCCAGCCAUUGGAGGAAUGGGCCCAACCUCAGACACUGGCUGGGGCUGCAUGUUGCGCUGUGGGCAGAUGAUCUUUGCUCAGGCCCUAGUCUGCAGGCACUUAGGCAGAGACUGGAGAUGGAAGCGAGGGAGAAGGCAGACAGACAACUACUCCAACGUUCUCAACGCCUUCAUUGACAAAAAGGAUAGCUACUACUCUAUCCACCAAAUAGCUCAAAUGGGAGUCGGAGAGGGCAAAUCUAUAGGCCAGUGGUACGGACCAAACACAGUCGCGCAAGUACUCAAGAAACUUGCUGUUUUUGAUACGUGGAGUUCACUGGCCGUCCACAUAGCGAUGGACAACACUGUGGUGAUGGAGGAGAUAAGGAGGUUGUGCAAGGCCAGUUCUCCAUGCCCAGAUGCCGCUGCAUUUCCUCCAGACUCAGAACUGCUCUCUAAUGGGUACCCGCCUGGAGCUGAGGUCACUGAUAGGCUGUCACAGUGGAAACCGCUGGUGUUGCUGAUCCCUCUCCGCCUUGGGCUUACAGAUAUCAAUGAAGCUUACACCGAAACUCUAAAGCACUGUUUUAUGAUGCCCCAGUCCCUGGGAGUAAUUGGAGGGAAGCCCAACAGUGCUCACUACUUCAUUGGAUAUGUAGGGGAGGAGCUGAUUUACCUGGACCCGCAUACAACCCAGCCUGCCGUGGAGCUGACAGAAGGUGGCGUUUUCCCUGACGAGACCUUCCACUGCCAGCACCCUCCAUGCCGCAUGAACAUCGGGGAGCUUGACCCCUCCAUUGCAGUGGGUUUUUUCUGCAAGACUGAGGAAGACUUCACUGACUGGUGCCAGCAAGUCAAAAAGUUAUCUCGAAUCCCAGGAGCCCUGCCGAUGUUUGAGCUGGUCGAACGUCAGCCUUCACACUUCUCAUGCCCAGACGUUCUGAAUCUCUCACUAGAUUCUUCCGAUGUAGAGAAACUGGAAAGAUUCUUUGAUUCAGAAGAUGAAGACUUUGAAAUUUUGUCCCUUUGAAAAGGCUAAGAAACUGACUUGCCUGAUCAUGUUGCGUGGGGGGUGGGGGGUGGGGAGGGAGGCCCCUCUGAGAGCCCGGCUCACCGGUUUUCACAGGCGCUUGAUGACAUCCCAGUGUUCCAUCCAUCCCGGCGUGCGUGCAGCCUCAGAGCAGAGGGUGCAUUGUCUGCGUUCUGUCCUUGGAUCAAGAAUAUGUUUUUAUGGAAGCCUUAAUGCUUGGAGUCAGGAUCCUCAGCACAAAACACUUUUUCAGGAAAUGGAGACAGUGGUGCCUCGAUGUCAAAAGGUCCCAUGUGUGAGGGGAGCAGAGCCAAGACUGUGAAGUGCAUUGAGCCUGGAGAAGGUCUCUCUCCCCAUUGGCCUGGCCCUCUUCAGCAGAUGAGCUCCUAUUCCACCUCCUAACGCUCUAAGCUUUUGGUUUGCUUUGAAUGUCAGUUCCUCUUUUUAGUUAUGCACACGAGCAAAGUAGGCUGGACAUCGCUCAAGUAGAAAUCUGCAGCCAGGCCGAGUGUAUUGUACCCAGAGUGGACUGGACUCUCACACUGAUUUUCACCUACUAUACCAGAGUGAUGCUGCUCUUGCUUCAUAUGCAGUGCUUUCUUACAGACACAUAAUUGUCUUUCUUUGUCUUCUUUAAACUUUAUCCUACCCCAUUAUUUUUAAGGGCUACCCUUGGGGGGUGGGAAUUGGACUGAUAGAAUUUUAUUAUACCAGGGUUUCUCAUUUUAAAAAAAAAAGUCAAAAUUGGCUAUUUUAAGACCACUAAACACACACUCCAAAAGAAAACCCCCAUAGUUGUGAAUAGUGUAUUUAAAACAAGAAUGAUUUCUGCCCCUGGCAAAGUGAGCAUGCCCAUGGGGUCAUAGAUAUAUAAGGGGUAAAUAUUCUGAGAGGGCGAUGCUGUUCUAGAAAGUUUUCAACAUCUAAAACCUCUGAGUGUGUCCAUCUCUCCAGUAAUACUGCAUCGCCAUUCAAGAGCUAGAGCAGAAUAACAGGCUGUUUUUCUAUGAGGGGGAAGCGAAUAAGAAAGAAACCUGUUUCUCCCAUUGAACCAAGAAUCAAACUAGCCUCUGACAGGUUACCUACCAUGGGCAGGUCUCAGCCAUCGGUGGUGUGGAAAGGCAUGAAGGAGAAAGGCAGGCUAAGCUGUGUGAUUUGCCCACUCCUACCAAGUCACGGCCAACAAACAGCAGUUCCUCUGUGGUUUCUGCACUCUGUGAAAUAGUACCUAUGAUGGCACUGGCUUUAUGCUGUUUUCAACUGAACAUUUUGGAGCUCAGGAGUCCAGUGCAAUGAUAAUUUUAGAAACUAAUGGCCAGUCACUGUCGUAGUUAUCCAGUAGUUUGGCCAGCUUGGGAUAUUCUCUAGGCCCGCCUGUUUGGUUUUCUUUUGCCAUUGGGGUCUAUGGUUGUCAUUCUAAUCUGCCCUGCUAUACAAAUUCUAACCACUCUAGUCCUUAACUUGCUGUCUCUUCAGCCCUGGUUCAGCAUAAAGCUGCCAUUUGUCCUGCAAGUGUUGUCAGUUCUUUAGGAAAUGUUUGAAGAAAGGGGGAGGGAGGGAUCUUUGUGGGCCAUCUGUUAAUCAUGCAUAUAGGGAAUGUGGGGGAAGUGGAUCUUCUAUGAGAAAAAAACCACCUUUACUAUACUUUUUUCUUAGGAAAGAGAAAUCAGUAUUUGCAAAGAUACUAAGUGCCCAGUUUUGCCGCUUUUUGACUCCUGUCCUUGGCCAAGUAAAGGGGAGUAAAUUGUUAGGAAGCACCUGAAUGUUCAGUUCCAUAAUGGCAAGGGAAAUGGACUCAGUAGUUUGACUCUAGUGCUGUGUGUCAUACCGAAGAGGCUCCAAGGCACCUUCCUGAAGAGGGGCCACAAGAAACCACUCCAUUUCCCUUCUUUUCCUAUCCAUUCCUUGUCUUUCACAUAUAUUUGGGGGUGGGUAAGGAGAGUGGGGUAAUUCUCCAUUUAGUGCUCUAUGUUUUUAUCUGAAUAAAUAACUGACAAGCUUCUUAAAAGCCCUUUUGUUUCUGAAACAUC
Messenger RNA from Trichosurus vulpecula (common brushtail), 3284 nucleotides. RefSeq names its product autophagy related 4B cysteine peptidase (gene ATG4B). The transcript is spliced from 13 exons. The record is from RefSeq and is a predicted model, not a curated record. Bases 73 to 1254 code for a protein of 393 amino acids. Gene Ontology annotation, molecular function: protein-phosphatidylethanolamide deconjugating activity. NCBI's taxonomy places the organism in Eukaryota, Metazoa, Chordata, Mammalia, Diprotodontia, Phalangeridae.